CUGACGCUGUAGAAGGAGGGAUUUUGACCAGCGAUGGCGGCCGUCGGCAGGAAUCAUCAUUACAGAGAGUCCAAAAUGCCAUUCAGACGGAAAAUAAUGCAGAUUAUAACGCACUGGACGUUUAUUGUACUACUUUUUAGUGCAAACUGGUGUUCUGCCGACGACGACCACGAGAUGGAAGAGUUUUUGAAGCGGGAGCACUCGCUUUCCAAGCCGUACCAAGGUGUGGGAUCUUUAGGCUCCUCCCACUGGGAGCUUAUGGGGGAUGCCAUGGUAACCACCGAGCAGGUGCGCCUCACACCUGACAUGCAGAGCAGGCAGGGGGCAGUGUGGAGCCGCAUCCCUUGCCAUCUGCAGGACUGGGAGAUGCAGGUGCACUUUAAGAUUCACGGACAAGGAAAGAAGAACCUAAACGGUGACGGUUUGGCCAUUUGGUACACUAAGGAACGUAUGCAGAAAGGUCCGGUAUUUGGAAACAUGGACAACUUCACUGGUUUGGGUGUGUUUGUGGACACGUAUCCAAAUGAGGAGAAACACCUAGAGGCGCAGAAGAAAAGAUAUACUCCUCGUACCCAGAGGAUCUUCCCCUUUGUUCUGGCCAUGGUUGGGAACGGCAGCAUCAGCUACGACCACGAGCGGGACGGUCGGCCCACAGAACUGGGUGGCUGCAACGCCAUGGUGCGCAACCUCAAACAUGACACCUUCCUCUUCAUCCGAUACAUCCGCCGCAGGCUCACGGUGAUGAUAGACAUCGAUGGGCAACAUGAGUGGAGGGACUGCCUGGACAUACCCGGGGUGAGGCUUCCAAAAGGCUAUUAUUUUGGAGCGACAGCCAUCACUGGAGACCUCUCAGAUAACCAUGACAUCAUUUCCCUGAAACUCUACCAACUGACGGUGUUGCGCAGUCAGAAGGAGGAAGAAGAAGAGGAAGAGGAGAUAACCAUACCCAGUGUAGAUAACAUUGAACUACUUAUAUCGAGAGACAAGCCCGAAGAAGGGAUGAGCGGAAUAGCCAUUUUCUUCACCGCGCUCUUCUCCAUGCUGGGUUGCAUCUUCCUCAUAGUCAUCGGCCUGAUCGUCUACAGCCACUGGAAUGAAAGCCGACGCAAGCGCUUCUACUGAGACAGAGAGAGAGAAGGCAAAAAAAUAGAUAAAGAUUGUGUUAACUACCGUGGUCUGUGUACCCAGCUGCACUGAGACUAAAAUGAGACACUGCUGUCGGCCAGUAGGGCGCAGCAGAUUGUUUCAACCCAAGGACAACACUAGUUUGACAGGAGAUGGAGUAUCAGCUGCUAGAGAGGCAUUCUCUAUCUUUGCCAUGCGGUAGUCAUGAAGCAGUAGGAGGACUUUAGUCACACUCAGCACCCUGCCUGACACCAACCUGGCCUUACCAUUCAUCCACCUCUGCAGACAUGCAAUAUGUCAUGUCAUUUCUUAUAAGCAGCUACAUAUUUAUUUUUUGCUGCAUUUGACAAAUAUGAAAUUCUUUAAAAAUAUAUAUAUAUAUAUAUAUCACUAUCUAGCUCACAGAUGUUUAUUUUAUGGCUUUGAGAAAUAUAAGUAUUUAAGUAUAUAGUGUGUUUCUUUUUGUGAUUUGAAGCGCUAAACAGACAGCACUACAAUCGGUUAUGACAUCUUGACAUGAAGAUGUAGCUCUACUCUUCCUUGCAUUUGAAAAAUAACAGCUGUCAUCAUUUUGCUUGUGUGUAUGUGUGUGCUAUAGUGAGCUGUAUCUUCCCAUCCUGUAGUUGUAGUAUGCAUGACAUGGAUUUUUGUAUGAAUUGUCUACCAACUAGUAGAUCGUUUAAUGUAAAUUGAUAUGAAAAACAGACACCUGUCUCAUUGAUGCAUGUGGCAAAGAUUUGGGUGUUUCAGGGAAAUAUAUAAUUAAAAUUAGAAGAUGUUUAUUUAUAAUAAUUGCUGUUCUCUUCCCCAGAAUGCAUGUUUUUAAGAAAAUGGAUUCUAUUAAUAAGUUUAGAGCAAAAUCUUAAAGUAAAGUAAAAAUGUCAGAAAUGCACUGAAAGGAUUUUUGAUGACUAUUUUAUCGUGACUACUUUUGCCGACGUUGUCUUUUUUGCACAUUCAAGCCAAAUCUGACCUUUUGUUUGCAUUUCUUUUGUGUUAUGAGUAAAAACACCACCCCCGUGUUUCUGUACUGAAUGUGUCAAACAGUGUAUGAACUAAACAAACAUGCUGGUUUGGCGUCAGGCUGCCUCCUCUGAAUCUCUUGUUGACUUCUUCUGCUUUAUGUUCUGCAAAUGGUUCCAGUCGUCAUGUCAGCAUCAUAUAUCUUUUACGUGGUGCUUUGUUUUCAAUCGUGCGAUGUGUGAGGUCUUCCUCAUUUCCUGUGGCCACUUUGACAGCCGCCCUACCUUAACGAUGAUGUGUUUGUUCCGUAUGAAAGCCUUGUGCCUCAUUUUUCCAUUCAGUGUCCCACAAAUGACAUUUUUCACCAUUUUUAUCGUGUCGUUGUCCUGAACUAUUUGUCUUUUGUCAAUAAAGAUCAAACUACAUUGUAUUGUU
Molecule: messenger RNA, 2523 nt
Organism: Acanthopagrus latus (yellowfin seabream)
Lineage: Eukaryota; Metazoa; Chordata; Actinopteri; Spariformes; Sparidae
Gene: lman2la
Product: lectin, mannose-binding 2-like a
Exons: 9
Coding region: 34-1122 (362 amino acids)
Biological process (GO): Golgi organization; endoplasmic reticulum organization; endoplasmic reticulum to Golgi vesicle-mediated transport
Cellular component (GO): endoplasmic reticulum membrane; COPII-coated ER to Golgi transport vesicle; endoplasmic reticulum-Golgi intermediate compartment
Molecular function (GO): D-mannose binding
Source: RefSeq, a predicted model, not a curated record